AGUAUCAUCGAUUUAAAAAAAAGACAAUUUAAAUUUACUUGGGAAAACAAAUCUUAUAUUUUAUCUAUUACAUGUUGGAAAAAGCCACAAUAUAAUAAUGGUGAGCCUAUUCCUUUAAAAAUUCCCUCUGAGUCUAAUAACUCAAAUAAUCAAACUUUAGUUGUUGAAACUUAUGAAUAUAGUGAAGAUGAAUAUGAAUCAUCUGAUAAUGAACUAGAGGAAUCCAAAGGAUUUUUAGUUAUAGGAAAUUCUGAUGAAAAACCUAUACUUAAAAUUAAUAAUACCCAAGUUAAAUACCAAAAUGAAUCUUUUGAUAACUAUAACUUUCAUUCUGAGCAAGCUAGUAAUCCUCGAACUAUUAAAUAUUAUUGUGCUCAGCUACAAAAAACAUGUCCAAAAUGUAUACAAGUAAGAAAAGCAAUAAGUUGUUUUACCACCAAGGAGGACUUUGAGGAAACAAAUUUGUCUUCUGAAAAUAAUUUACAAUUACAACAAUUUUUAACUGAAA
Racocetra persica is the source of this 508-nucleotide messenger RNA. Lineage: Eukaryota; Fungi; Glomeromycota; Glomeromycetes; Diversisporales; Gigasporaceae. The record is from the annotation of a GenBank genome assembly.